Messenger RNA from Mytilus trossulus (common blue mussel), 7289 nucleotides. RefSeq names its product mucin-2-like. Gene Ontology annotation, cellular component: extracellular matrix. The transcript is spliced from 4 exons. Lineage: Eukaryota; Metazoa; Mollusca; Bivalvia; Mytilida; Mytilidae. The record is from RefSeq and is a predicted model, not a curated record. Gene Ontology annotation, biological process: extracellular matrix organization. The coding region runs from base 231 to 5642 and encodes 1803 amino acids.
GCAUGAUCAUCUCACCUCGUAAAUCAGAAUAUAUUGUAAUCCGGGUUCUUUGUUUAUGUUUAAUCACAAUUAAAUAGAUUGUGUUUUAUCAGUUGCAUCAUAGUUGCCCUUUUGUGACCCCCGUUAUGACAAGGACCAAUUAAACGGUCCAAGACACUAAAUACUGGCUAUCAAUCCUUUCGGAACAACUUUCUAGGAUUGUUGCCACUAAUUGUGAAUUCAGCAACGACAUGGAUCGGCCACCGGCGCGGGUCGCCAAGGCAACUUCUGCAGGUUCAGAAUCUUGGAUAUUUGUAAACACUAUGCCUUUGAUGAAACAUGUUCUACUAGUUUUUAUUUUCUUGUCAACCAUAUCAUGUGCCAAUGCCAGAGGUCGAAUGAUUGAACCAUGUCAAAGGUCAUCACUAUGGCGAAAAGGUUACAGUUCACCAGUAAAUCAAGAUGAUGAUGGCCUAAACUGUGGCGGAUAUUGGCACCAGUGGCAAGAAAACAAAGGCCAAUGUGGAGUCUGUGGCGACCCAUUGGAUUCAAAUCCCCGCCCCAAUGAAAUGGGUGGAAAAUAUUUUAAUGGACUCAUUGCUAGAACUUAUCAUACAGAUGAUUCUCAUAUUAAUAUUGAAAUAGAAGUUGAGAAGAACAAACACGGAUAUUUUGAAUUCCGACUUUGUCCUGAAGUUUCUGAUAAUAAUCCAGUAUCACAGGAAUGUUUAGAUCGUUUUCCAUUAGAAAUAGUUGGACACGGGCAACGCUUCUAUCCUUCUAGUACCAGAAAUGUGUAUUUACAAAUUACAAUGCCAAAGGGCGUGGUGUGUGAAAGAUGUGUUCUUCAAUGGAAAUGGCAUACAGCUCUCCACUGGGGAAAAUGUGAAAAUGGAAGCAGUCAAGUCGGCUGUGGAGACCAAACUGAAAUAUAUAACUGUGCUGACAUUUCUAUUUUGCCAAGGGGAUAUAACUCAUUCAGAAAUACUCUUAAUGAAGUGACAAACGAAUUCAGUAUUCCAACAAUACAAGCCGAGUCUCAAUCCUUAUAUGGAGUUCCGGUAUCAACUGCAAAUUUAGUCACUGAGACGAAGUCGAAUGUACAAAUGGAGACCAAUAAUAUUGUUGUUGAUUCUGUCAAUGUAUUACCCACAAACACGAAACGAAUCGAUACAAGUUCGUUAGGUAACAAGGAAGUUGUUACAAAAGACGUCAUUAAUCUUCCUUAUAUUGGGAUGACAACUUCUGUUCAAAAUAAUGACCAAUCAAAUGCCGUGUUGCCAACACAGGAUCCCGGUACUUUACAAGGCAAUGCUCAAGUAAUUGAACUGUCACGUGCUAAAAGAAAUGUUAACUCAACAUUAUCUAGCAGUCAAGUGGUACCAGCCGCUGAACAUCCGAGUGCUACCGGAAGUCUAAGCACAUCAAUUCCAGGAGGUAAAACUUCUGCUACAGAAGGCCAGGAUGUCACUAAAACAACUGUAAACGGUCACCAGUCAGCGCCGUCAUCGUCUUUAUCAUUAUCCUCUGUGCCUGAAGCCAAAUCGCCAGUUCAAGCUCAAGAAUGGAAAGUUAUGAACGUAAACCAGUCUCCAGACCAGAAUCAAAUUGCAUCAAUUCAGGAAACUAACACACAACCGACUUCUCAGUUUGAUUUAAGCAAUAUAGCAUUUGCCAAUGCUGUAAAUGAUUUUACAUCUGGUACAUUGUUGUCACAUCAUAUAACAGAUAGUAUCGGUAAUUUGGCGAAUCCUGGUCACUACAAUCCUUCCAUGUCACAGUUUACAGGAAUGAUGCAGCCAACUGCCUACCCCACUAUGGAUUAUUCUACAUACAACCAGCAAUAUCAGGGCUUACAGGGAAUGUCUAUGUUUGAUCAUGGUAUCGUUAGUGGAUUUGUUGACACGACCAGCAAUGUUGCUUCCUGGGUUGAACAAACAGCUGACACAACAACAACAGCUGCUGUGAGUACUACCAAAGCACCUAUCACUACAACUAGUGUUACACCGCAGCCAAAGCAAGAGAAAAUAGUCGAACCUCGUCUAUCAGGGGCGGGGACAAAUCAAGUCAAAAUAGUCGAACCUCGUCUAUCAGGUCGGUCAGGGACGAAUACAUGGUCUCUCCAAUCUAUGUUUGAGCCUUUACCACCUACGACAACGCAAGGUCCAUGGGUGGAAGCAAAUCCUACUUGGGUCACAGUAGCACCAAGUGAUCAGCUGCUGACACAACCAGUCAUGCUACAUGGAACACAACAAUUUAACAAUCAAGGCAUCAUGGAUAAUAGCGGUUUGUGGACACAAUUGUCAGGAAUGGCAACGCCAGGUUAUUAUGACUGGGCUGAAAUACCUUUCACAGACGGCACAACAACAAGAACAACACCAAGUACAACAGAUGUCAAGACAACAACCCAGACAUCAACAACUUCCCAAGCACCUGUUGAAUCUACAAAGCUUGGAGGAGCAGUAACAAAGUCUGUCAAAGUUACAACUACAGCUGUACCUACAACCUCCGAACGAUUGUCAACUCAUCGACCAGUCCUUGGAUCCGCAGUUGACAGUAUUCAACAAAAUGCAUACGGUGCAGUAGUUGAAGAUCUUUCAUCGACAACUGUAAAAGCUGUAGUUACGGAAGGUACAACAAUUAAUGCUGCACAGAUUGUCACAGAACCACAAACAACUACAUCAAAACCGACGCAACAACAAGCUAUGCUAACAUCUGGUGUAACUACAGGUACAACAAAACAAUCUGUUGUUAUAAACGCGCCACAACAAGUUCCUAAAAUGGUUGAAAACGUUGCACCUUCAGGAUCAUAUAAUGGGUUCAAGGAGAACUUUGACCAGAAAAUAACCGUUGACACCGUUGUCAAACAGGGUAAAGAUAGUGCCCAAGGAAUUAAAAAUGAAAUACAAGCAACGAUAAAAGAACAGUCUGUCAAACUUCCACGCGCUUCUCUCGGAAUGCAAGCGAAAUCACAAGUCUUAAUUGAAAAUAUGAUGUUGACUAUGGCUGAUUUAAUGCAAAAGAUUAAAAAUAGUCCACAGUUACAACCUGGUGUGUCAUCUGUCAAAACAACAAUAAGAAGGAUUCAACAGAACGUGGAUAGAAACAUACCAGCAACUCCUUCAGCAGUUAGUCACGUCAAGGAGUUAAAAAUGGUGGAUGUUGUAAAAACAGCAAAAUUAGCACCACCACCAACUACAAUCACGUCAACUACCAAACGAACAACGACGACAACCACGCCGAAACCUGCACCCACAACUGUUCGAACACCACCACCACCCAGGAAGACAGUUCCACCACCACCUAGGAAGACAGUUCCACCACCACCACCAACGACGACAACAAUACCAACGACCACGACAAUACCGACAACAACACCGAUACCAGCUACAACGACCACUGAACCAACAACAACCGACCCACCAGUUGUUGAUGCAGUGGGCGGGGCCUCAAUGAGUUUCUUCAAUCACAUGUAUAAUUCUCAAACGACAGGAACACCCAAUGUAUGGAACAACGUACCUCCUACGACUGUUUCACCUAUUACAUGGAAUGAUGCAGUCGGUUCGUCAUCCUUGAUAAAUGCCGGAAGUGGAACUGGUUUAAUGACUGAUGUACCAGCAACCCAGAACUCUCCAUCAAUGAACCAGAACUUUGUUGAUUUAAUGGCGACUUUAACUUCACAAAACACAGCUAUGCAAACUGGUGGUUUUACCAAUCAACAAAUUGCUGACAUAAUAAAUCAACAAUCCUCUUCUGCAAAUAACAUACAAGGCGGAAGUUUAGGUUCAGCUAGUGGAACUGUAGAUAUCGCUACACCAAUUGCAAAUACAGUAGAAAUACAACAAACAUACCACGAUACACCAAUUGCAAAUACAGUAGAAAUACAACAAACAUACCAAGAUACACCAAUUGCAAAUACAGUAGAAAUACAACAAACAUACCAAGAUGUUGUAAGCUCUGCUAAUAACCAAAUGUUUACAGACAAUACUCUUAAUUCAUUCAAUGCACCUCCACAGACAAAACAAACAUUUCAAAAUCAAAUGAUGAUGACAACUAAACCUCGAACCAUCCAGGAAAUGGCUGCUGGGGGAAUGGUAAACGUUGACUGGGAUGCUUUACAAGGAAAGGGACCAACGGCCAAAACAGCAAAUCAGCCUAUGACUGGAAUGGAGGCGCUGAUUCAGUUAAUGAAACAGCAAGGUUAUAUACAACCACCACCUGCUGCAACGCCAGCGCCACCUACAACGACGACAACUCCAGUACCAACCACGACCACUCCUAUGCCUACAACAACUACUCCACCGGCUCCUACACCACCGCCAAUAAUUUACUAUGCUGAAGAUUUAUCUCCACGGGAUGUGGAUCCUAUAACAAGGGCUAUUAUGUUGAAAAUGAUUAAAUCUAUGGCUCCAACUAAGCAAGAUCUGUUUACAGUUUUAUAUACAACUGGUCCUGAUUUGAUAAAUUCAAUGGGAAUUAAUCCUAAAGAUAUACGUGGCUCUGUCCAUGUGGCUUUGAUGAACAUUUUCCCUGAGCUUCGCAGACCUUUAGGUUUACCUCCACCUAGACGAAGACCAAGGUAUCAACAGCCUUAUGGCGCCAAUCAAGGACAAUACACACAAAAUACUGCACAAGGUGCCGGACAAGUUCAAUACGGACACACUGCUACCUCAAGUCAAGCACAGUACUCACAUACUGCUACGACAGGCCAAGGACAAUACCCACAAGCUGCUUCUACAGGCCAAGGACAAUACCCACAAGCUGCUUCUACAGGUCAAGGACAAUAUUCACAAGCUGCUUCUACAGGUCAAGGACAGUAUCCUCGAGCCCUUUCUACAGGUCAAGGACAGUACCCACAAGCCGCUUCCACAGGUCAAGGCCAAUACCCACAAGCUGCUUCUACAGGUCAAGCACAGUAUUCACAUACUGCUACUACAGGUCAAGGCCAAUACCCACAAGCCGCUUCCACAGGUCAAGAACAAUACCCACAACCUGCUACUACAGGUCAAGGCCAAUACCCACAAGCCGCUUCCACAGGUCAAGAACAAUACCAACAAGCUGCUACUUUAGGUCAAGGACAAUACCCGCAAGCCGGUACCACAGGACAAGAACAAUACCCACAAGCUGGUUAUGCAGGUCAAGGACAAACCGGUUAUUCGAUGACACAACCACAAGUCUCCUUACAAGGAGCAGCAUCUGCAUAUAAUAGACCUCCACGUCCUACUAUUGAUCCAAUUCAGAGAGCAAUGGAAGCAGCAAUGACAAAACAAGUUCUUCAGAUGCUUGGUUUAGUUCCUGAACCUCCAGAUGUACCUCCAGGUGGCCGUAGAGGAGGAAGUGGUCGCGGCCUUGGAGCUGGAAUGGACCCAGCAGCAGGUGGAGCUGGUGCUUAUCAGGAUCCAUAUGCCCAACCAUACCCCGCUGAUCCAUAUGCCCUUCCUUACGGAGCAGGUCCUGCUGAUCCAUGGCGUCCAAGGGGUCCACAAACUAUGACUCCGGAAUGGGCUGGAGUUCUUGGUGUAGGCCCUGAACCGGGAGAUGUCCCACCAGGAGGAGCAGCAGGCGGAGCCGGAGCAGGGGGAGCAGGAGCAGGAGGACCGAUGGCACCUGGAGGACGACGCGCUCAGAUGAUGGACCAAAUGAUUGAAAUGAUGGGCUUAUAAGGUUGAAAAUGUUAAGUUAACAGUAAAAGUACAAGUACGGUGAGGGGGUUGGAAUUGUUCCGGGAAUCCGUGUGUCUGGAACAAAAGAUUGUUAAAUCCUUACUGAUAUAUGCAUCAAUUGUAAGACUCUAGUAUCAAAUAGCAGAAACUUUUUUUUCUAAAAUUUAAUAUAAGUACAUUUGAUUUUCAAAUCUUUUAAUGUAUAAUGUUUUUUUCGGUUACUGUAAAAUGUGACCAAAUUACAAUAAACAUCAUUUCAAAAAUUUCAUAGUCGACAUUUGGGCGACCGAAAAUGUGUCGAUAUCAUAAAAAUCUUUUAUUUUCGUUUACCAUUUGCAAUGAAGAUACGUUGUAACUUUUAGAUUUCGACAGGGCAUACACAUUCGAAAAUAUAUAUGCUCAGUAACUAAAAUUAAGGAAAGGGCUUCUACUUUUGUAUCUGAAAUCGAUAAAUGAAGCUACUAUGUCGUUUCACUAUGUUCCCAUUAGUUUGAGUUAAUUGGUUUGUUAGUAAAAUAGCAUUGCUUCAUUUUAUUUCUCAUCAAAUUUAAAAGUUUUUAUUUCAUAAAUAUUAGCAAACAGUGAAUGUAUGUCAUUACAUAACGGCUAACCAUAAAAGUUUCGACACAUCGACAUGCAUCUCUUGACUUCUUUCUUACCUUUACUACUUUGAAAUGUUUUUACGUAUAGAGCAUAGAGCGGAAAACUGGAAAUUGAUUUCCAGUUAUUUUUUAUAAUUUAUCACGUGAUUGAUAUAAAAACUUAUGGAUGAAUAAGAUUAAAAUAAAUUCAAAAGUAAUUUACGGAUGUUUUGUAUGGCCUUAAAAGUAAAAAGUGCAUUGUUGUUGGAAUGGUCUUUACUUGAUUUUUCUUUUUUAGUUUUAGGAAUUAAAACAUGAAGUGAACUAUUUAUUGUGUUCUUAAUUAGCAAAAGAUUUAAAUGUACAGGUAUCAAAAAGAUAGGAAAUAAUAGGGUAAAAGUGUUGAUUACGUUUACAUUUUUGACAUUCUUAAGUGAAGGAAAACUAAACUUUUUUCUGUAUAUAAAUUAAAAAAAAGUAUGAUAAAUGUCGUUAGAAGCUAAUAUCCAUUUUCUUUUAUUUUUCGGAGUUUAUUCACGCUUUUUCUUCUUUUCUCUUUAUUUUUUUGAUGCUUUUUGGUGUCUGUGUGUGUAAGAGGGAGAGUUUUUUGGAGUUUUUUUCAUUUUCCUCUUUUCCUCAAUGAAUCCGUCAAAUAUCAUAAACGCAAAAAUCGUCGUCUAUCAGCAAUUUAUCUUCUUAGAAAAAAAAAUCAUAUUUUGAAAUUAAGCUGGCAACUUACAUACUGAUAGUAAAUUAACAAACAUUACGUUAAAGUCUUGCAAUUUUAUUUUUUUUAUCAGUGGAACAUGCCAUUUUUUUUGUCUUAUUUUUCAUAUAAAUAUUUUUACGGAUAUUUGAAUCGUUGGUUUAUACCAUUCCUUACCUUUCUGAUUCGUAUUGAAAACGUAUAAAACAUGAUUUUAUUUUUGUAUAUAUAUGUAACUAUUGUUAUUUUCAAUCAACUGUUCUGUACAUGUGUGUAUGUACAUAAGUUGUACAUGUGUAUAUUUUCAUUAUUAUUGUUAUGAGAAUCAUCUAUCGUUCAUAAUAAAAUUAUUUCCAUUCA